CUCUCUGCUGACAGCUCAUCAGUAACUCUACAGAACCUGUUUAGUGAUGAAAGAAAAGACCAAAAUCUCGAAUCUACACCAAAAGUUUGCAGAGAAGGCUUGGAAGGAAACCUUUCAGCUUGUCCGAAGAUGCAUGGAGAAACCCAGAGAUGAAUCCAAACCCUGUGAACCACUGGUUAGAUCCCUGGAAAGACUCCAGAAAGUGCUUCAUGCACCCUCCAUGAAUGCCACAAGGUCCCGCUUGGAAUUAAUAGCCAAACAACAAGGGAUGGGUUUUCACAUCGCCGAGUCCUCAUGCUUCCUGACGGCGGACUUAUUCUACCUGGAGGUGAUAUUGCUGCCAUGUGGGGGAGUGCAGGAGGUUAAGGUGGCCCCACAUGGAGGAGUCCCUGUUCCCAGUGAGUCCCUUCUGAAUUUGCUGAGGUUCAAAAGGUUUUCAGAUUUUUCUGUGAAGUUAGGACGCCUCUUCGACCAAUACAACAUCCCUGGAGACAAUGAAAUAAAGUUGAAAUUGUUGGCAUCUCUACAAUAUCUUGAGAAAGACCUUCAGAAAAUAUCAGAUUUACCAAGAGAACCAACAUGCAGUGAUCCACAAAUGGACUUGAUUAACAAUGGCAGGAUCGGUUGUCUGAUUGCAGGAAAGGAAGACUAUCCUCUGACUGUCCAGUUCUAUGUUCCCCCUAAUGAUGAAAUAAAGACCUCAGAUUCAGAUUUGGACCCAUCCAUCCAGGCAGCCCAGGUUACUGUUGGUGUCAGUGAUGUGUCUCACAAGCUUCAGACGGCAUCUGUGAUGUCGCAGCCUCCUCAGCUGGAUCCUCAGGGUUUUCUCAUAGUUACUCCACUGAGUGAGAUGCCUAAUGAGAUGCUGCCUGCCCUUUUCCUGCUAAAACUGCAACCAGCAAUGCCCAUGAUUUCUUCUUUUGUGGAGAAGCUCAAACAAAUAACAGACGUGGCUGUUUCCGAUGUUGACCUGCAGUGGGCGCCCUUACCCAAGCUUCUGAUGACAGGUUCAGCAAGUGCAAACAGCUGUUUGGAGACUUUAAAUGAACAGAAUAGCUUUAUGGUGCCUGCUCCUGGCAGUGUGAUGCACAGCUGCGUUCUCCCUGGAGCUGCAUGGGAUGUCCCUGCAUGGAGAGCAGCUGUGGUGGACGGCGUUCCCUUCACCCACCCUGCUCACGUCCCAGGUGUGCUGGAGCUGCUGCGCCACCAGUGCAACAUCAACACCCUGCUGAGGAGUUGCUUCUCUGUGCAGAGGGCCAGUCCAGGUGGGGAGGACGUUCACAUUACAAAACAGGGUUCUAAUUGUGAUCUGCAUUUCGAAGUCCUUCCGGAGUCUGGUACCAGCUUCUCUGUGACCUUCGCCCACCCCCUCGCAGACUCCCUUGCUGUUUUGCUGGUGGAUGUAUCUAAUCCUCAUCAGAUCGCCUGCAGCUUGUUUGGAGCAGGAACACCUGAUCCAUCCCUGGAUGAAUGCAUCUCAACAGUUUUGAAGAGCUGUCUUUCCAUUCCUGCAACCAUGAAGACGUUGUACAUCAAGCUAGAAGAGGUCACCUCUGCCCCACUUUCUCCCAGCCGUCCGGCCACCACAGAAGCCCAAAAUGACAACUCGGCUCCUUCGAGCGCAUCUGCGGCGGCCUCCGACGAAGAGCCGGCCCCGUUCUCCCAGAGCGCAGCUGUCCCAGAGGACGUCGUCGCUGUUACCGCCUCAGCCCACUCUCCCAUGUCUGUUGCUGAACCCGAGAGUAUUCCUGAAAUAAACUCCAGCUCCCCUGUCAACCCUUAUCCCUUUGUCCCUGCGGGUGUGUCUCAUCACUGGAUGGGCAGCAAUGGCAAACCGUCAGAGCUGAUUUAGACCUUUUUUUUAAAAGAUAACGCUAAAAAUAAUGUAACAUCUGUUUUCUUUCGUCACAAAUCAGAUCAGUCUAACCAGGGAAUGUGUGCUGCUUAACAAUUUUGAUGUUGAGCUUGUCAAACUAUGCAUUUCGGUGUGGCAGAGACGACCGGCUGUAAAGCUCCUGAGGUUUGGCAUCUGAUUUCAGACAGCCAGGAGCCCAGUUGCACGGUGCCAUGUGACCCAAGCAAAGACUUUUUUAUGUCAGAUUCUUGACAGCUCAUAAUCACGAAGGCCUUAAAGUAAGAAAUGGUUCUUAUCAGAUGCCAUACUACAAAGGUAUGGGUUUGAAGUAUGUAUUUUUGUCCUAAAUAAAGUUUAUUUUUAAUUUUUUGUACAAUGACAAAGUGACAUUUGGUGUGAAGGCACGGGAGCUCAGUAUCUCAAUGGAGUGGAAACUUUGGAAGAAAUCUCUUGAUUACUGCUGAGGUCACUUGUGCUUUUUCUGGAUGCCAGCCAGGACUUCUACUAAUGUGGAACAAGUGUGAUUAGUCCUAUUUAACUAUCCUCCGCAGAAGAAAAAGCGUGGCAUUUCCACAACCAGCUUUAAUGUGCAUUUGGAGAUUAAAGGUCUUUGCAGGUGACGGCUGCGGCAGGUCUUUCAGCAGCAUGCAUGUGGAAGGAUUUAACUUGUAUUCAGGAUAUUUGGUCAACUGUCAACAGCAGACAACUGGCUUUGUCCUUUUGUCUUUUACUUCCACAUAUCCAGUGACCUGGAUGACUGCUAUUCAUAGAAGCAACAUAUGUGGUUAAACCGCUCUCUCCUUUCAGGAGGGUCUGUAUCUGCUGAAUAUUUGAGAGAUUAUGCGUUCUAAAUUGUGAUUGGUUGAGGAAAAAUGGUAUAAAGGUUUAUAUGAGCUGUAGAGAAUGAAAAGCAUGUGCAUAUCGAACUGUGGAGUGACAGUGGAACAGUUUGGAGCAGGAAAUGAAACAAAGUACUAACAUAAAUCUGUUUAAAAAGAGAUACAAAAAAUUAUUUAUAAACAGGUAUAUGGAAGAGGAAAUGGGUUAACGAGGAGUGUGAGA
Messenger RNA from Cololabis saira (Pacific saury), 2917 nucleotides. It is a transcript of the gene med1l, whose product is annotated as mediator of RNA polymerase II transcription subunit 1-like. NCBI's taxonomy places the organism in Eukaryota, Metazoa, Chordata, Actinopteri, Beloniformes, Belonidae. Gene Ontology annotation, cellular component: mediator complex. Bases 47 to 1852 code for a protein of 601 amino acids. Gene Ontology annotation, biological process: regulation of transcription by RNA polymerase II; cellular response to thyroid hormone stimulus. The record is from RefSeq and is a predicted model, not a curated record. The transcript is spliced from 17 exons. Gene Ontology annotation, molecular function: nuclear vitamin D receptor binding; nuclear thyroid hormone receptor binding; nuclear retinoic acid receptor binding.